AUGCUUGGAUGUGGCAAUAGACAAGUAAAGCAGAUUGAGCAGACAGAAAAGGAUUCAAUUGAAAUUACAAUCAAGACAUCUUAUGAUACCGUCCAUUUCAAGUUUAAGUGGAGAAAUGCCGAUUCUAUCCCUUACUUAUUUGGGAAGCCGUCGAAAGACAAGAUAGCUGAAUAUCAACGGCGAUUCGACAGUUUGCAUCUUACUGAACGUUACGGAUUUUAUGAUAGAAUCGAGUAUUUCCGAGAUAUACCCCAUAUUAUUGCGGUAAAUGAUUUUGUUGCAUUGUGGUUUGCGAAUGGAACAACACCUUAUCAAGAUGAUUUAGAUAUGAUUCUUUGGCGCAUUAAUGAAUGUUACCCUCUUAAUUGUUCCACCACGGAAAUAGAACGUUAUCAAAGACUUUCGGAACAAAUUGAUUCAUUAUUAUCCUACUCACUCGGUUCGCAAUGGGAUUAUAAUAUGCACGCAUCGUUGGCGACCAAAUUACAGGAAUGCAAGGUGGUAUUUUAUAACUAUCGACUGUUGGAUU
Molecule: messenger RNA, 529 nt
Organism: Gregarina niphandrodes
Lineage: Eukaryota; Apicomplexa; Conoidasida; Eugregarinorida; Gregarinidae
Exons: 1
Source: RefSeq, a predicted model, not a curated record